UGUGUCACAACGAGGAUGCAGGUUCAGACUUCUUCAACGCUCCUGUAAAUAAAAGCAACCAGAGUCUUGGCAACAAUGGAGAAUAUGUGCACGGUGCAGGUAAAGCUCGAGCUUGGCCAUAGGGCCCAGCUACGGAAGAAGGCCACCACCGAGGGCUUCACACACGACUGGAUGGUGUUUGUCCGAGGCCCAGAGACAUGUGACAUCCAGCACUUUGUGGAGAGGGUUGUCUUCAGGCUACACGACAGCUUCCCAAAGCCCAAGAGAGUGUGUAAGGAGCCUCCAUAUAAGGUGGAAGAAUCGGGCUAUGCUGGAUUUCUUAUGCCUAUUGAGGUUUACUUUAAGAACAAGGAGGAGCCUAAGAAAGUUUGCUUUAAUUAUGACCUCUUCCUGAACUUGGAAGGCAACCCCCCGGUCAAUCACCUGCGCUGUGAAAAGCUCACAUUUAACAACCCCACGCAUGAGUUUCGUCGCAAACUGGUCAAAGCUGGUGGGGUGAUGGUGAUACCCGAGGGAGCAGAGUUGAUGCCAAAGCCUGGUCCGGAUUAUCCCAUGCUGCCCACUAUUCCUUUGUCUGCCUUCUCCGACCCUAAAAAGAUCAAAUCCUCGCAUGGGAUAAAGGAGCCAAAUAAAGAUGGAGCAGGCGGGAGCAGCAAAGGCCCCAAGCCUCAUAAGCCAGCCAAAGAGCACAGGGACCGCUCACGCAAAGACUCAGAGAGCAAGGUCACGUCCAGGGAGAGUGACCGUGAGGGGAGCAAAUCCACACGGGAGCCAUCCUCCUCCUCCUCCUCUUCCUCCUCGAGGAAGGCUACGGAUGUGCGGGGGAAGGAGGAAGGGAAAGUCGUGCCCAAGGCGGCCUUCAAAGAGCCCAAGCUCACUCUGAGGGAGUCCAAGAUAGAUGGCACGUCCCCCAAAGGUGGAGGAUCAGCAGCAGGUGGAGGGGGUGGAGGAGGAGGGCAAAUUGAGGCACGAGCUUUGAGCAAACGCCCCCCUUCCACCACAGAGUCACCCAAACUGAGCACCAAGAAACAGAAAAGCACGAAGGGAUCCUCCAGUGGAGGUUUCAGUGGCACCUCCCCCCGUAUUUCGUCAACUACCCCCUCUGCCUACCCAGAGAAGAAAGCAUCCAAAGAAAAAAGCCACUGGGCCAAGAUGAGGCCCGACGUCCCAGAGGUGAAGAGGCAGCCUGAGUCAGAAGAAUCCAAUUCGGAAGACGAGGCUUCAUCCAAGUCUGAGCAGUCGGCCCAGUCCAGCCCCUCCAGUUCCAGCUCCAGCUCCAGCUCCGACUCAGACUUUGAGCCCUCUCAGAAGCAAGGCCAAGGACCUUUACGCUCCAUGGUGGAAGAUAUGCAUUCUGAGGGCUCUGACGAUGAUAGCAGCUCAGAGGUGGAGACACCUAUGAAGACCCCUCCACCUAACCAGGAUUCUCGCUUAAGCAUGGACAGUGAAAGUGACAUUGAAGAGCCUCGCCCCCCCAGCCAGGAGGCUCCAUCACCUCCUCCCAAACUCAGUACAGUGAACCUUAAGAUGUUGGAGAAAAAAAGCCCAGACUCGUGCACCAGAGAGAAGACACUUAAGAGGGGAGAGGACAAGGUAGGAAGGGCCUACACAGAGGAGCUGGUUGACCUCCAUCGCAGGCUGAUGGCUCUGAGAGAGAGGAAUAUUUUACAGCAGAUAGUAAAUCUGAUUGAAAAGACAGGCCAUUUCAAUGUCACCAACACCACGUUUGACUUUGACCUAUUCUCCUUGGAUGAAUCGACUGUGCGUAAACUUCAGAGUUACCUGGAGGCAACGUCCACAUGACAAAAGGAAGCUCCUUAUCCAUUCUCCUCACUGAGAAAGCAGCCUUCACACAAAGGGACAGGUAUUGAAAGCAGCAUACAAAUGCACAAAGGAAAAAAGACAAGUUAAUACUGUAACCAAUAAUUAACAAGAGGACCGGGGGACUUUUCAAUGGGGUGGCGUUCAGGGUUGAUCAAAUGAAGGUGACACUUCGUUUUUGCACUAAACCUAAUCAAAGUGUCAGCACAACACUGUCCACAGCGGACAUGAUCUCGCCAUAGGCAUCACAAAUGACAUACUUUGUCAUUGGUAGAUAUUUAUAAGACCGACCUGUUUGUACCAGAGCCGUAACACUGAUGGCAUAGCUAGUUUGCUUGUGUCUCUAAGGGCUUUGUGCAAAGGAUUUUUGUCUCACUGAUUGUAACUGUGUUUGCCCUCAUAUCCCUUUGCCCUUUAUAGCGAAAAUGCCCUGUUCAGUACAGUAGUGUAGUAAAACCACCAUAGUUGACUCUUAAAGGAAUAUUUCAUCUAAAUUUGCUAAUAUACUUAAUGAUGAAUGAAAGGUAUUGGGGCACCAGUUAGUGUUCUCAUUUGCAGAAUUAUAUGAUCUGCUUUGCAUAAUUUACUAGCUUUUAUUCAUUAAGUAUGGUAGUAUGUUUUGUUUGAUGUAUCCCUUUAAGAGAGAAUAUUUUGUGUCUGCAUAGCCAUGUAGCCACUUGGGUAGGAAAAAAUACCCUUAAGCUUUGGUAACGUGUGCCACCACCGUUCAACUAAUAGAGGGAAACCUAUCUGCCUUCAUAGUGCCUUCUCAGAAUAUCAUGCUUUUAUUAAAUAGUGUUGGUAAAUCUCUCAUUUCCCUUAGCAUUAUACAAGUAUUAUAUGUCCACAGUAAAAUGGCUGAAACUGAAGUAUUACACUCAGCUCCCUUUUUGUGAACUCAGAUAAAUGGCCAUUUGUGUACAGAAUAUGCUGAGAGAGAGAUUGUUCCCUUUUUGUGUAUAAUUUAAUGUUUUAUUCAUUAUCCUAUGUUUCUGAUGUGUUCAGCAACAUAGUUGUUUUUUUUCAUUUAGUUUUUAUUUUCCAGUUUAUUUAUAUAACUUUGCACUUUUCUUGUCACUUCAAUGCUUUGUACUUGUCAAAUAACUAUAUUUAUGAUUUUUGUAACAUAAUAUUGACCUGCAAAAAUGAAUAGAUUUUUGUCAAUGUUUUUAAAUGCCUAUUUUUAAGUCACAUUGUUAAUUAUUCAGUCAAUGGAAUAUGCAGAAUGAGUGUGAGGGGUUCACCCCAGUGUAAUAGGACAAAAAUCUUGUCAUGCUGAAGUAAUAUCAGUGCAAACGUAUUUGUGUCAGGUACAUAUUGUCUGAGGAAAUUGCUUUUUUUUUAAAAGCAGAUUUGCUUGACAUUUUUUUCUGUGGUGGUGUCGGUUGUCCAUCAGCCCUUUUGGAUCAAAGAGUACUUUAUAGUGAUAAAGGGAACAGCAUUUCCAGGUGUUUGUGAGAAGGGCGCUGAUGUACCUGGAAUCUUAAUACAGGUAGCAGUAGUGAACAGUGUUCAGAAUGUAUGCAUGAUAAACCCGGAUGAAUAAGAACUGGUCUGAUGAUUCACAAGGUCAAGAACACUGCUGAAUUUAUGUGGAAGGAACUCUGAGGAGAAAGAGGAAUCUCAAGACAGUCCCUUAUUCAGAUUUUCAAUGACAGCUCAAAUUGGUGGUUGAAGGUAAGGUAGUUUUGAGUGUCCAUUGCUCUUCUGCUUAGAAGACCAGUGCUGUUUUCUCAUGCCCUUUGGCCUUCUUGCACGUCCAGUAUGUUUGAGGCAUAUAAAACUUGACCUGAAUCUGCAA
This is a messenger RNA of Electrophorus electricus (electric eel), 3622 nucleotides long. RefSeq names its product MLLT1 super elongation complex subunit b (gene mllt1b). Gene Ontology annotation, cellular component: transcription elongation factor complex. Gene Ontology annotation, biological process: positive regulation of DNA-templated transcription. The record is from RefSeq and is a predicted model, not a curated record. Gene Ontology annotation, molecular function: chromatin binding. Lineage: Eukaryota; Metazoa; Chordata; Actinopteri; Gymnotiformes; Gymnotidae.